Messenger RNA from Peromyscus californicus insignis, 12855 nucleotides. It is a transcript of the gene Znf407, whose product is annotated as zinc finger protein 407. Gene Ontology annotation, molecular function: nucleic acid binding; zinc ion binding. NCBI's taxonomy places the organism in Eukaryota, Metazoa, Chordata, Mammalia, Rodentia, Cricetidae. Gene Ontology annotation, biological process: regulation of gene expression. The record is from RefSeq and is a predicted model, not a curated record. The transcript is spliced from 9 exons. Gene Ontology annotation, cellular component: nucleus. Bases 1497 to 8210 code for a protein of 2237 amino acids.
CCUAUGUUGUUGUGUUAAAUUAUUAUUGACUCCUAUCAUGGCUGGAGUCCGAAAUGAUCCUUAAAGGCUCGUGGGCUGGGUCACCUCUUCCCAGGCUGGUGGAGAUGCUUGGAGGAGGCUGUGGAACCUUUGAGACAUGUAGCAGAGAUGGUUACUAGGGGUGGAGCCUUAAAGUUUAUAAUCACCUCUGGUUCCUGCCGAGGUUUGUUUCCCAAUCUGCCCAGAAGAGCAGCAGCCCCAAGCUUCUGUCACCACUGAGGAAGCCACUGCCCAUUCCGCCCCCAGCAUAAAAUUGAAUACUCUGAAACUGAGAACCGAAAGAGAAUUCCUUCAAGUAGUUUCUGUUAUGGUAUUUCGUUACAGGUAUAAGGAAGAGGAAUAUAAGGAUAAGGAAAAUACAGUCUCCUCCCCAGCUUCCAGCCCCUCCCUUAUUAUUUUGCUUAUGUACCUUUCCUGUUCCCACUCUGCUAACAAGAGGCAAUGUGGAAAUGUGGAAACUAAGAUCCAGGGGUCACUGAAGCACCACAUCCUACCCAGUCCACUGUACUCUGCGGAUAGAUAUGUAAGCCAAUUUUGGUCCUGAGAUUUGAGUCAGCAUUGAAGACUACACAGGGUUGACUCCCGAUUUUAGAGUUACGCUCCGCUUUUACUAAUGGUGUAAUCUUGGAAACGGCUGACUCUAGUACACGCAAUUCCCCACCCUGGGUAUGUGAAUCACAAUGAAAAUCUAGCUAGAUUAUCCUCAUGACCCCAUUAGAUUCGCGGCUCCCUGGGGUCAACACAAGGGAGACCCCAUUCUGGCGUGAUCGGAUUGCCUUUUAUUUCACUCUCUGCGGCAACACUCGGUCGCGCUGUACACGAAUGAGAACACCAGAGGCUCUGAGCAGACCCCUUAGGGGACCAGAGGCAGAGGAAGGCCCUUGCACAGGCCACGCCCCUGCCCUUCCCGGCACCGCCCUCGGGUUCGAGGGAUGGAAACUAGGCGCGGGGUGCUGCGGGGAUCGGCCCGCUGAGCGUCCUCCUGCCCUCCGGGGAAGAUCCGGCCGUCCCCGAGCCUUAGGAGCUUCUGCCCUACAGAUUGACUCUCUAGGCUUUCCGUUUCCCUUCCAGCAGGGAGGGUGGAACUUCCUGUUUUCUCUCGGAGGGACUUCCGGAAAGUACUGACGGACUGAAAACAACUCGACACGCCGAGCUGCGGGACAGUCAAGGGGAAAAAAAAAAGAGGACGUGAGCUUGGGUUUUUACCAAGACGGUUAUAAAACCUUUGUGUUCCGGUGAUGGUGUUCUGCGCUCCAUCCAGCUCAGUCGCCCUGGGAACCGCCGGAAGUAGCUCAACGGAGAAACAGGAAGUCCCGCCUCUUCCUCCCAGAGGGAAGACGGUGAGCCGGAGGAGUCAGUCAGAGGGCCGAGCAGGAGCGAUUUCCCCGACAAACAGAUUAUAAAUUCUAGUUAAAUUCAACUUUGACAGAAGAAACAUCACCAGAACUUUAUUAAGAAUGGAUUCUGAGAAUAAACAUGAAAAUGAUGAGGACGAGGAAGCAACAGACAAGAAAAGUGUUUCAUCCCAUGCUGCUAGUUGUGGGCCUGUAUCUGAUGGGAUAGCAAAUGCCUCUGAGAAUUUUACGAGCAAAAGGGCUUUUUCAGAAUCAUCCAGCUCGGACAGUGUUGCUGUGGAGGAAGACAGAAGUGAACUUGCUUCUAAGCGGAUGAGAAUAGAGGCAGUGGAGCCCCUUGAGACGGGAGAGCAGGGCACCUGUGGGUUGGACACUGCGGAAGCUAGUGUCCAUUUGACUGAAGCAGGGAAGGAGACCUUUUCAACCAGCCACUCAGAUGGAGGCAGAGCCCUUCCUAGUGGCUUUCCUCCAUCUUGUGAUUUUAGCACACUGGAUACCCUUCCUUUGAAAACAGAUUCAGUGAGAAAGCCUGCUCAGGAAAUGGUUUCCCUUGUUCCGGAAAGACACACCCCUUUUGCUCCAGAAGAAAUGAGUAUUAGUUGUAGCUUUGGAAAUGCAGAGACCGUCCUCAAGUGCAGCAUGUGUGGCCGUUCAUUUUCCUCUUGCUCAGCUUUGGAAAAGCAUGUGGAAUGUCAUGGGGAACAGGAGAAGGGAUGUGCCUGUUGCCACUGUAGCCACAGAGCAGAGAGCAGCUCAUCUCCUCAUGUUCAUGUGAAACACACUCACGGGCCACAGAAAAUCUUUUCCUGUGAUCUCUGUGGCUUCCAAUGUACUGAAGAAGACCUGUUGAAUGCACAUUACCUUGGCAAAACACACCUUCGGCGUCAGAAUCUUGCGGCUCGUGGAGGAUUUGUACAAAUCUUAACAAAACAACCUUUUCCUAAAAAAGCGUGUGCCAUGGGAACAAAGAAUGUUAGAACAAAACCAAGAGCUUCUAAACCAAUAGCAAGGAAUGGGGAUUCAAAAGGACUGCAGAAUCCUGGGAACAAGUUCAAAGACUGCAGAGGAGCCCUUUCUGAACAUAGUGGUGGUAGUAGUGAGCUGCUUGUCGAAAUGGUGCCAUCUAGGAAUUCCUCAUCAGGGAAAGAAGAAAUUGUUGAGGAAAAUGUUACUUUUGGUGUAGCUCAAAAUCCUGAAAAUCAGAACAAACAGCUAGGGGGCUUAGUGAGCUCAGAGGGUCUUUUAGGUAAAUCAGAAUCCAUCAAAAAUACCCUCCAGAUAGCACAUAUCAGUAUCAGCACCACCUCGAGGCCAAGGUCUGAGCGAAAUCUCCUAAUGUUGGGUAAUAGCUUUCGAAGACGAAGUGGCACUUUUACUUUAAAGGGCCAGGCAAAGAAAAGGUUUAAUCUUCUAGGAAUUAAUAAAAGGGGUACAAAUGAAACUCAGAGGAUGUAUAUGAAACACUUUAGGACACAGAUGAAAACAAAUGAUGCACAGUCAAUGAUGGAACAAAUGAGCAAGGAUGUCCAGAGUCUGUGUGUGACUACCUCAGACGACCCAGAAGUGAUACAGGACAAGACAGCUUCCUGUCUUUCGGGCUCCACACAGCUGGGCUCCCUGCCAGUAAAGCCAGCUUCUGACCGCCAGGUCCUGUGUACCUGUACAGGGUGUGGUCAUAUAACUGCAGACAAGACAGACUUGGACAUUCAUGAGAAAAGGUGCCGUGCAAGAGAGAUGCAGUUUUACUGUCAGACUUGUAACUUCUCUAGUCCGUCAAGGAAAGACUUAGAGGAACACUUGCACAGUAAUCAGCAUCAGCAAAUGGCUCCUGUCCUCAGCUGUCAGUGUUGUUCCUUUAUUUCCUUGAAUGAAAUGAGUCUUAGAGACCACAUGAAGGAAAAGCAUAGCAUGGGCUUUUUUUGCACCUCUUGUAAUUUGUUCUUGUCUGAGAAAGAUGUAGAAGAGCACAGAGCAACUGAGAUGCAUAAUAGCUUAGUGGUUCAACCAAAGACGGCUUCAUCAUUGAGCAGUGAUUCUGUUUUACCCUUAAGUACUUUAGAAUCAGAAAACAUGGAAGAUUCUAGAGAAGAAUCAGGGAAAGCAGCUAAGGGGGAUCUUGCUGAGUCGAGGGUAGGCCAUGGAAGUGAAGCAAGGCAUUCAAGUAAGCCUCAGUUUCAGUGUAAGAAGUGUUUUUAUAAAACAAGGUCUUCUACUGUUCUCACAAGACACAUAAAGCUUCGGCAUGGGCAAGACUAUCACUUUCUUUGUAAAGCAUGUAAUCUGUAUUCAUUGAGCAAAGAGGGAAUGGAGAAGCACAUUAAAAGAAGCAAACAUCUUGAAAAUGCUAAGAAAAAUAAUAUUGGUUUAAGUUUUGAAGAGUGCAUUGAAAGGGUAUGCAUAGGUGCAAAUGAUAAAAAAGAGGAGUCUAGUGUUUCUGGAAGUGGAAGGCCCGAAGGCCAUGCUGGUGUACGAUUACAGGAGCAUUCCUAUCGUGAGCAGAGCUUGCUAACUCCUAAGGAACUGCCACAGUCUGGUGUCAUCACCAAAGAUGAUGAAUUAGCCUUAGCCACUACUCCAAAGAGAGGGAGGCCCAAAGGCAGCAUUUCACGGACUUGUUCACACUGUGGACUUUUGGCCUCUAGUAUUACAAAUUUGACUGUGCACAUCAGGCGUAAACACAGUCACCAGUACAGUUAUUUGUGCAAGGUAUGUAAGUAUUAUACUGUAACUAAAGGAGAUAUGGAACGUCAUUGUGCCACCAAGAAACAUAAAGGACGGGUAGAAAUAGAAGCAAAUGGGAAACAAAGUUCAGAUAUAAUUGUUGGCCCAGAAGGAGGUAAUCUUGAAGCAUGUAAAAAGAACACCCCUUUAGCAGUGACUGUUUCCGAUCAACAGGCUAACAAGUCCACUGAGUCAGAUACAUCUCCUUUAGAUAAGCCAGUGGUCAAUUGUGGAAAUGCAGUAGAAAUUGAAGGUGAAAAUGUAUUUCAUUCUGUAGAUAGAGAAGUUAGCAGUCGCCUCUCUGAUAAAAAGGGACAGAUAUCUCUAGAGACAGAGGACCUUCUACAGAAUGAUGCAUGCUCUCAGAGAGAUGUUGCAGGUUCAAGUGACAAUAAAUGUCUGCACUGCGAGUUCAGUGCUCAUUCUGCUGCUUCUCUAGAGCUACAUGUGAAAAGGAAGCACACCAAAGAGUUUGAGUUUUAUUGUAUGGCCUGUGAUUACUAUGCAGUAACUCGAAGAGAAAUGACUAGGCAUGCUGCAACAGAGAAGCAUAAAAUGAAAAGGCAGUCUUACCUCAACUCUUCUAAUGUGGAAGCAGCUUCUUCAGAUAUGGCCAAAAGCAUCCUUAUACCUGAGGAGGAACAUUCACAAAACCCCGAGGAAUUUAAAAUAAAACCAGACCAAUCAUCUGGUACUCUCAAAUCUAGAAAUGCUGCAGAUGGUUCUAUUUUAGAUGAGAAUACUAAUUUAGAGAUGUCUAAGGUGCUCUGUGCUUCUGACUCAGUGGAAAUUGUGACUGAGGAAGAUCAUUCCUUUUGUGAGACCUUGGAACAGUCCCUUGUUAAGGACAAAAAUAUGAAACCUGGAGAGAUAGUGUCCCUCAAUACGCCCUCUAAUCAUGGCUCCCCAGGCUGUCUUCAAAAUGAAAAUCCAGGAAGCUCUGCUGCGGAUUGUGAGGCGGCAAAGAAAAGCCAGGGCACAUUGAAUGAUGUUGGUGACUCAAGUACACGCUGUGAAGAUGAGGGAGGCAGUCCAGAUGACAGUGGAGGGAAAGCCCUUGACAAGUCCCUCUGCUCUGGAGACUUAGAUGGGGACCACCCCCCUGAAUCCACUUCCCCUGUUGUGCUGAAAAUAUCAAGAGAGGACCUGGACCUGGAUGGUGGUGGCCAGAACAAAGCUGGAUGUGAACAGAAUUCAGAAGAUUUGAAAGAUGUGCAAGCAAACCCUGUUCUCGAGAAUAAGGAAAUUCUGAUGACUUCACAACACGACACUGAAAUUGUUUUGGAAGAGGAUGGCCCAGCUUCUGAUGACACAGUUGACAGCAAUGAUGUGUAUGAAACUAUAAUAAGUAUUGAUGAUAAAGGGCAAACCAUGUACAGUUUUGGCCGGUUUGAUUCUUCCAUAAUUAGAAUAAAAACUUCUGAAGAUAGUGAAUUGGUAGAUCAGUCGGAAGAGGGUCUGAUGGCAACAGGGGUGAGAGUUAGUGAGUUGCCUCUAAAAGACUGUGCCCAAGGCUUGAAGAAGAGGAGAGCUGAAGGCAGUUCCUUUGGCGAGUCCACUCGAAUCAGAUGUGAUGAUUGUGGUUUCUUAGCAGAUGGACUGAGUGGACUGAAUGUUCACAUAGCCAUGAAGCAUCCUACAAAAGAGAAACACUUUCAUUGUUUACUUUGUGGAAAAUCAUUCUAUACUGAGAGCAACCUUCAUCAGCAUUUGGCUAGUGCUGGUCAUAUGAGAAAUGAACAGGCCAGUGUAGAAGAGCUUCCAGAGGGAGGGGCCACCUUCAAAUGUGUCAAGUGUACAGAGCCCUUUGAUUCUGAACAGAAUUUAUUUCUGCAUAUUAAAGGACAGCACGAGGAAUUGCUACGGGAGGUAAAUAAGUACAUAGUGGAAGACACUGAGCAAAUCAAUCGAGAGAGAGAAGAAAACCAGGGGAAUAUCUGCAAAUACUGUGGGAAGAUGUGUCGGAGUAGCAAUUCCAUGGCCUUUCUGGCUCACAUUCGGACUCAUACAGGCUCAAAACCAUUCAAGUGCAAGAUAUGCCAUUUUGCAACAGCUCAGCUUGGAGAUGCCAGAAAUCAUGUGAAAAGGCACCUUGGGAUGAGGGAGUACAAGUGUCACGUCUGUGGGGUUGCUUUUGUAAUGAAGAAGCACUUAAAUACUCACCUACUAGGCAAACAUGGAGUUGGCACCCCAAAAGAAAGGAAAUUUACAUGCCACUUAUGUGAUAGAAGCUUCACCGAGAAGUGGGCCUUGAACAACCACAUGAAACUCCACACGGGAGAAAAGCCUUUUAAGUGCACCUGGCCUACAUGUCACUACUCAUUCCUCACGGCCUCAGCUAUGAAAGACCACUACAGGACGCACACAGGCGAGAAGUCGUUUCUCUGUGACCUCUGCGGCUUUGCCGGUGGAACCCGGCACGCCCUCACCAAACACCGCCGGCAGCACACAGGAGAAAAGCCUUUCAAAUGCGAUGAGUGUAACUUUGCCUCUACAACCCAGUCACACUUGACUCGUCAUAAGCGUGUGCACACUGGAGAGAAGCCCUACAGGUGCCCUUGGUGUGACUACAGGUCGAACUGUGCUGAGAAUAUCCGCAAACACAUUUUACACACUGGCAAACAUGAAGGUGUGAAGAUGUACAACUGUCCAAAAUGUGACUAUGGGACAAACGUCCCCGUGGAGUUUCGAAACCACUUGAAAGAGCAGCAUCCUGACAUUGAGAACCCUGACCUCGCAUACUUGCAUGCUGGCAUCGUGUCCAAGUCCUAUGAGUGCCGCCUGAAAGGACAAGGAGCCACCUUUGUGGAGACAGACAGCCCCUUCACUGCAGCCACCCUGGCCGAGGAAUCACCUGUCAAGGAGAAGUCCCUGAGAAGCAGCAAGAGGCAGGCUUCACCCCCUGAGCAGGUCCAGCAGGUCAUCAUCAUCCAGGGCUAUGAUGGGGAGUUUGCCCUGGAUGCCUCUGUGGAGGAGACUGCUGCGGCCACACUGCAGACCCUGGCAAUGGCUGGCCAGGUGGCCAGGGUGGUUCACAUUACAGAACACGGGCAGGUCAUUACCACAAGUCAGAGUGGGUCGGAUGUGGGCAGCGUGGUACCUGGACCCAUCCUUCCGGAGCAGCUGGCGGAUGGGGCCACCCAGGUGGUUGUCAUGGGGGGCUCUAUGGAAAGUCACAGUGUGGAUGAGGCCCUUAGUCCAGGCAGUGCUGUGAUACAGCAGGUUACCAAGCAGGAGCUCUUAAGUCUCUCUGAGGCUGGAGUGCCUCCAUCUGACACCUCCUCAGCCUUAGAUGCACUACUCUGUGCUGUCACUGAGUUGGGAGAGGUGGAAAAUAGGGCAGGGCAUGAGGAAAAGGGCAGGCCCAGCCACAAGGAUGUGCUGAUCCAGCUGCCCAGCCAGGAAGCAGCCCAUGCUCAUCCCAACACAGAAGCCUCAGAGACUCAGUUGUUCCAAGAUGGUCAGGAGAGUCCAGCAGCCAUGGAAGUACUGACACAGGUUGUCCGGCCCUCAGCCAUCAUCACGUCUCAGGAACGAGCCCAGGUGGCCUUCAAGAAGAUGGUUCAGGGGGUCCUCCAGUUUGCUGUCUGCGACACAGCUGCAGCCAGUCAGCUGAUGAAAGAUGGCGUCACCCAGGUCAUUGUGAAUGAGGAGGGUGCUGUCCACAUGGUAGCCGGAGAAGGCUCCCAGUUCAUCAUGCAGGAAGCUGAGACCCAUGGCCUGCGGGUACCAGCUGAGCACGUGGACCUGGUAGAGUCAGAAGGGGAGAUCUCACAGAUCAUUGUCACAGAAGAGCUGGUCCAAGCCAUGGUCCGUGAAUCCAGCAGCAACUUCCCUGAGGGUGCUACCCACUACAUUGUAACAGAGUUGCCUCCCGGUGUACAGGAGGACUCGGGUGUUUACUCCCACACUGUGAUAGAGACAGCCAGCUCUCCAGAGAUCCUGCAGGCUGGGGCUGUACUCGGCAGUGCUGAGGCUGUGGGCACAAGCAGCACUGAACAGUUGACCAGUAUGGUCAUCUAUACCCAGGAUGGCUCCCCAGCAGCCACAGUGAUCCAGAGCCAAAGAGAAAACAGUGAGCUCCAGGAAGCAUGAGGCAGGCCUCCAUGCUGGGCACAGUGCAGUGUGCAAAGAUCUACCCGGGCCAGUACAGAGGCUGCUGAGCUUUGCUGGUCACGCUUACUUCAGAGGUGUGCUGAACAGGCCCUUCAAGCAGGGGUAACAUUGGCCACUGAAAAGGCACCAGAGGAGAGCACAGAGCCACGCCUACACCUAGGUUGCCCAGCAGCCUAAGAAGAGUGGAUGGGCAGGAUGAACCCUGUGCCAUAGAGCUGGUCACUGGGCCCUCUGUUCAUGGCCUUGCCCCUCAAACACCACUGUGGUGAGAAGCAGUUUUCCCUGGUUUUUCUCCCAUACAAGUUCCCUGUUUAGAUAUCAAAAGAAAAAGAUGGUGUCCCUGAUGGGAACUAGGAAACGUCUCUAGCCUCAGACCAUCUGUACGGGCUGCUGCUCAUGCAGCUCCUCUCCUUCCAUCGUCGAUUAAAAAUCGGAGCUACAAGACUACGUCUUAAAGCAGUGAACACCUUGUUGUUUACUGUUACUAAGCUGGAGAGAAUGGUGUUCCCAGACCAAAGGAAGCCUGUUAGUUCAUUUUAUGUAUAAAUUUCCCUUCUGAAAGUAUUUUAGGUAUUUCCUUUGCCAUGGCCAUUCUGCACAAGAGAAAUCUUUCAUCUGUGGUUUGAGAAAAGUCUUGAAAUUUUUACUGAGUUAAAAUCCACCUUGGUUAAGACAAUUGAUUCUCAUCCUGAGUUCAUGUCGUACCAUAACGUCUGUACAUGAAAUGUCUACUGUGGAAAAUAUCACUCAUUGCUUUUUCUAACAGGUAUCUGUUUGUAUGGGUAUCUCUUCUCCAGGAUUUAUCUGUGACUGUCUGGGAGUGGGAAGGCUGACGUUGAACAGUACAGUAGAAGCCCACCCCUGGCCUGCCUCCCAGCACUGCCUCCUCCAUGGUGGGGUCACUGCAAGUGCCGGCUGCAGCCUUAUGUUCUGCUCAGUUUUCUUGAUUCCACUGCUUUUUUUUUUUCUUCAAAAUUGUAAAAUAACCCCUUUCCUCAGAGGCAAAAUUGUUUUUGUUGUUUUCUUUGAAAUAAAAUUAUAGCAUUAAACUAAGGGUGAUGGCGUACUCUGAGUGGUCAGCCAGCCAAGGCUGUGCCUACAGUGGUCCUGCUGGCCAGCCUGCCCAGGAGGGUCCUCCCUCUCUGUCUUCACUUCAUGUGUAGCCGACAGCUCCUGCAGCCCAGUGCCAUCACAUAAAUGACAAAUAGCCCAGGCACAGUCUAUCCUGGUUAGGGACAGGAAGACAGUCUCUCUGUCAGUACAAGAGCCAUUUCAGUCCCUUCCUAAGGCCACAAGAGAGAGCACCACAGGGCCUGGCCUCUGGCCUCCUGAUUGCUUUGCCUUGAGUUGUGUCCAUUCCAGGGCCAACUCCCUACACCCAGCCACCCUCCAAGCAAAAUAAUAAAAGGUAAAACUUGAGCUUUGGCACUGACUUAUAAUUAGCUAAGUGUGACUACUCCUGCUUCCUAAAAAUGGCAGGGCUUCUCAACUCCUCUUAAACAAUGUCUUUGCCAAACCGUGACAGGAUCAACUCCCGUUUGUUAUCAGGAUAGAGGUGACCUUUACAAAGUGAUGGCCCUCUCCAGGCUCCUCAUACAUGUUAAAAAAAAAGGGGGGUGGGGUGUUUUUCAGUGCAGAUAUUUCUUCUUGAUCACCUCUCCCGUUGGCGCGGCCCUGCGGUCCUGAGGCUCAAUGCUAAUUCUUGCCUCUGCAGAGCCCUGUAUGGCUAACCUUUCCGCUGCAGUCCAGGGCGUUGACACUGACAUGCUGUAGUUUACCGUGUGUGAUUUAUUUAGGAUAAAUAUGUCUCAGGUGGCAUUUAAUCCUUCAUAAAACCAGUGUAGCCUGCAGUGUCAAACCAGCAAUCACGUUGUGUGCGCGAUGAAAAGAGCAGGUCUUUGCAUAAAAAAAAAAAAUGUACAGAGGGUGUUCUUAGACUCAGAAAGAUUGCAAGGCUUCUCCAAGCUGUUGUAUCCUGUAAUUACCUAUAGAGCUAGGUUAAUGGUACCUCUCUUUUCUCUCUCAUUACACAACUAUUGGAAUGUAAGGAAGUUUAAGAAGCACGUACACAAAUGUGUGCCUCAGAAUAAUGAGGCAUGGCAGGGUUUGUGAGCAAAGGACAUUCAUUGUAGCAUGGAUUGUCUAUAAGGACGACGCAGCGAGCUCACAGCUUUCCUUAAGGUUUUUUCGAGAAAAAUGUGACAGUUUUAAGGAAGUAAAAAGCCCAACCAAUGACAUUUUUAUGUAGAGAUUGUAACCCCAGAAGACCGUGUUUAUAUUGAGCUACAGCCGAUUGAAUGAUCCAGCCUCAAGGAUAUCUGCACGCAAGGAAGACUGAGCCUAAGUCAGCAUAUAGAUACAGUUUAGACUUCAACUUCCAUGCCGAAAGUUGUUAGUGUGGUGGAAUGGAGGAUCACAAAGUAAGACAGCCAUUUCUGGACAUGGGACUUCCUGUCACACAAGGUCAUUUAGUGUGAUGCUGCCACUCGACUCACAUGGCCAUCUUUGUGAGAGGCCUCAUCCCUCCCUGGGAGAUGAGUAGUCACUGCUAAACAUCCUUGCAAGAAAGGAAAUCAGACAGUCUGAUGCAGAGACUGAGGCUUUCACGUAUUGGUUUCCUGAGAAGGACAAGUACAUGUACUAAGACUGGGUCCAAUAGCUGUGGGAAUCUCUGUCACUUACCAGCUGAAAGUGUAUGAAAAGCCAGCACCAGAUAGCAGUCACAGAUUAUCCAAGAUACUUCCAGUAAGAGAAAAGGGAUCUCAAGAUCGAACUGAGCUCAGUUCUGAAGCUUAGUGAGAGCUGGGGCGGGCAUGAGGAUGGAAAAUUUCUAAAAGGAAGUCUGACAUCAGGGGGCUUGGGCUAAGCUGACCAAACAGCAUUGCCACUUGGGGCAUGAGAUGGGUGGAGGAUGAAGACCCUAUUGGAUUUCCAGGUCCACUAGAUACUAUUAGUGGGGAUCCUGGCCUCCCCAGCUCAGCAGAUACCGUUAGUGGGAUCCUGGCCAAUUAGCAGCUUUCUUGCUAAGGGGUAUUUUUAAAAGGAAGCCCUCAAAUGAUCAUAGAUGCAUCAGACAAAAGUUUCCUCAUCAAAGAAACUGUCAAAGUCCUAGAAGAUGGAGGGUGAGGCCUUAGUCCAUGUUAGCCUUCUCCACCUAGAACACAGCCAAGACUCCCCAGGCCCAGUAGCCCCGCCCAGCACUCCUCUGUGAGGAGCCUGACCCCACUUCCCAUCAGUACCCAUCUAGGAGAAUCCCAGCCACACAAAGCUGCUCUGUCUUUCAACUCUGUCCCACUUGUUUCCUGGAGGGGAAGAAGGAAGGAGGGGAGGGAAGAAGAAAGGAAGGAGGCCUAAGCAGAGGAUUGAGGAGCCAUCUUAAAAUCUUAACCUGGAGUGGGUCCGAGGUUCAGCAAAGGCCAUUCAGUUAGCACCAGAGAACAGUGCCUGUCACUUCGCUCACUGGCCAUCAGCCCUUAAUGUAAGGGGGUUCAAGCUAACUUGAACAGCCUCCUCCUGUUCCAUCACGUUGGAGAAUACAAUUCGUUUUCUACUCCUCUAGGGUGAUAUCAUUUUACAUGGAGAAAAAGUUAACUGGGGUGGCAGUUAUAUGUUUCGGAAGCACCUUCUAAUCAGGGAUGGGUGAUUCAUGAUUAGCUUCAGCAGGCGAUCCAUCUGACAUGGAAGGGGAAAAAUUAGCAGCUGUCACUGCUUGAUGAGUUAAUUUCCUGAUGGGCCUGACACUGAAAAGCCAUUUGGAGUCAUGGCUGUGGCUGAUGAGAAAACCUGGCAGUGCUUUUAUAACUGGAGAUAAAGACAGGGCAGAGGAGCUGCCGGAGAAGGCCUGUCAAUCUACUGGGGAGUGUUGGUGUCUGUGCUGGGGCUCAGGCCGAGGCCACACUGCCCUCUUUAUUGGCCAUACCUCUGAUGGGGAGACCAAGCACCUAGUGGCUGUGGAAACUCCAGGAGACCAAAGGACAGCUCCAGGAAUACAUGGGGUAUUGACCUUCAACUCUGUCCUACCCUACCUCUGUUCAGGAAGGCCACUUCCAACCCAACAGGAAGGAGCAGGCUUGGUCUUAAUGUCUUUUAAGUAGGAAUUAAAGAAAUAAGUGUAUAAUAAGCUCUACCUUUGUUACCAAGCUUGGCUUCUGGGCUUCCCUAGGAAAGGGUAGUUGGCGAAAGUUUGGUGUAUGGAAUUCAGGGAUCAGGACCAGAGCCUAUUGUUUACCAACUAGAAAACACAGGGACCAUUGUAAUCUUCAGGGACAGGCUAGGAAACUCCUGUUUCUCUUGGAUCCUUGGUUUGUAAAAUCAAUGAAGAAGGAGGUCCUAGAGAUCUCCUACUUGAGAAGGAAGCUUGGGGCAAUGACCUGCUUCUUUCCAGAGCCAAGCUGUUGCCCAGGCCUGGUUUCUGGUUGCUUUUCAUGCAUUUGGGACCAAGCUCUGCAAGCUGAGAAACUUGCCCAGAACUGGCUAUGGAGAGCCACAGUCUGAAGCACUAGAAUGUGGUCACAAAACCCAUUCCCAGAGUUGAAUAAAUCAAUUCUCCAUAUCUCCAGCAAAGAACCAUUCUUUCCUCCAUAGUCUGCAUUUGCAAUACCUUUCAAUAAACUCUUUAAAUGAC